AUGCCAUUCCUCCGCACCGCUGUUGUUGGCUGGACCAUGAUUCUUCUCGAGCUCGUCCACCAAGCCUACGUCUCGGUCAGCGCCGUUCACAUUGUUUUCUUCCUAUCUCAAUACCGCUUCUUUCAACCUUUCUUGGGCCUUAAUGCCGGCCUGUCUAUCUUUCAGGCGUCGCUGUUGACGUAUUCCUUCGAGACCACUCCGCUAAAGGUGAAGAGUAAUGCAUCUUCUGUAUUUUCGUUCGUUUCAUAUGAGGUCAACACGCCGUCGCGAAUCUGCCUGCUCAAGGGCUCAAUAGGGGUGCGGCCUCGACGGAAGUCCGCCGUGGUGAUAGAAAAGGACCUUGGACUGCGGGUAUCCAUGAUUCCUGUUGCCCGUUACACGACAAGGCUGUUGGUGAUAGAAAACACUUCUACCUACUUCCACCUGUUCUCGGUAUACUACAUCUGGAAUAUCUUCCAAAAGGAGGCAGUCGGUGGAGAGAGACGUAGCUUUGACCACGACCUAGAUGCCGUCAUCACCAUGCUUCUUACGGAUUGCGACAAGUACAAAUAUACCUCUCACCCUGUUGUGAUGAAUCCAGAGCCGUGGAAGUACCGGUCAAUAACACUCCAAACCCCCACACCUCUUCAAAAACGAGCCCACAACGACUCAAAUCCUCCAAGCCCUCAAGCCGUUGCCAAACGAGGAGAUCGCGGACCUGGAGCGGAAUUCCUCCCCCGCCAUCCAAGUUUACCUUCUUCCCCCGUCUUCUCCGCAGGACCCGCAACGGUGACGGCCGCCGAAAGCCGAGCCCGAUGCAUUUCUCUCACCAAUGAUUCGUCCAGUGUCUCCAAUUUCUCCAAAUCCUCGGGAAAGAAGAAGCCCGUCGGGAAAGAGGAUGUUCGGGAAUGGUGUAAGACAAGGUUUCGAAUGUCGGGAAAGAGUACUAGAGCUCGGCAAAGAGACGAGAAAAGACCAAGAGGCAUCCUGAGCAAUGAGGGUGACCCUUACUCACCGCGCAUGGGAAUGUGUAAUCGCCUCGUCUCCGGUUGGCUCACAUGCGCACUUGCGAAACCUUGCUGCCGGGGGAGCGCCGUGCCAUCCACAUGUAUUGCAUUCGUGUGGCUUUUGGCGGGCGUGGAUUGGGGCGGGGGAAGCUUGCCGGUAUGGACCUACUGCGUAAGGAACCCAUGGCAGGAUGGCUAUCUACGGGCUGAACGAGCCGAGAAGAGAAAUGGGAACGCAAAGUCUGGGGUAAGCAGGUAUUGCGGCGUCACCAACGAGAUCCAAGUCCGUCUGUCCUCAACCUCCCUUUCUCUCUGUGCAUCCCCGCGAGUAGCCGCAGCGUUCCAACUCCCGCUUUCGAAGGCCACCCGAAGCAGGGAGGUUGGGCGGGCGCAAGCGUGA
Molecule: messenger RNA, 1386 nt
Organism: Colletotrichum lupini
Lineage: Eukaryota; Fungi; Ascomycota; Sordariomycetes; Glomerellales; Glomerellaceae
Exons: 8
Coding region: 1-1386 (461 amino acids)
Source: RefSeq, a predicted model, not a curated record